CCACCACCUGGCCCACUACCACCACCACCUGGCCUACUACCACCACCACUACCACCACCACCACCACCCCCUGGCCCACCACCACCAGGCCCACUACCACCACUACCUGGCCCCCCACCACUACCUGGCCCACCACCACCCCAGGAAGCCUGUAUUCCUCCACUGCUCCCCUCAGCAAACUCCCUCUGCAUUUCUCUCUUCUGGUGGACUCUAUUGUUCCGUCCUGUGAUGAGGGUAUGUACCUGCCCAGGUUCGUGCAGCCAACACCACUCAACGGAGAACAUCUCCACGCCGAGGUCAACAAAGAGCUGGAGUUCAGGGUCAAGGCCGAGGCUACACACUCAACGAUUAAUGAUGUCAUCGUCAGUGGACCUCUGAACAUCACCAAUCACAUGACUACCCAGGGGGAGUUUGUCAUCCGGUGGACACCCAUCCGGGACAAUCUGGGGGAAUAUUUCCCCAUUUGCUUCAUCACUGAGGGGCUAUCUGGAUCUAGUGUUUAUCAAUCUGAGAUGAGAUGUGUUGUGGUGGAGGUCGGACGCAGAAAGGUCAAAGCCAAGGUGGUGUGUGAUGAGACCAAGAUGACGGUAGAAGUGGAGAAGUCCUCUGUUACUGGAAUUGACGAGGACCAUCUCCGCCUCAACGAUCCCAGUAACUCUGCCUGCGACCUGCAACGCUUCUCUAACAACACCCACAUCAUUGGAGUCAUCCCCCUCAAUGCCUGUGGCACUCAGAUAGAGGAGGACGACGACAACCUCAUCUUCAAGAACGAAAUCACCACCUUCGACAACCCCAACGACAUCAUCACCAGGCACCACCAGGUGGAGAUCCAGUUCUACUGCCAGUACGCCAAACGUGGCAACGUGUCCCUGGGCUUCAGUGCACACAGGGACAGCAUCACGGUGGUGGAGAAAGGCUUCGGCACGUUCACCUACCAGUUUGAGUUCUACCAGACCAGCCAGUUCACCAAUAUGGUGGAUUCCCGUGACUACCCGUUAGACGUGGUGGUGAAGCAGAUGAUCUACAUGGACAUUGAGGCCGUGUCCACUGUGAACAACACUGAGCUCUUCGUGGAGUCCUGCAGAGCGGCGCCGUACGACAACCCCAACUACCACCCCACCUACCCCAUCAUAGAAAACGGGUGCAUUGUGGACGAGACGGUUCAAAUCUUCUCACCCCGUCACCAGAGGCAUUUCCAGUUCGGAAUGGAAGCUUUCAAAUUCAUCGGAAUGCACGACCAGGUGUACAUCAGCUGUUCAGUGAUCCUGUGUGAGGCUGGGAACCCCAACACCCGGUGUGCCCAGGGCUGCGUCAACUCCACCUCCCCCCAGCCUGCUGGCCACCACCACCACCGCAAGAGAGAGGCCGCCAUGCAAACGGCCAAACACCACAUCUCCCAGGGUCCUUUGCGCCUGAGAAGGAGUUCAGAGAGCUCAGUGACCAACAUGAACAUGGGGUUGAUGGUUGGGUGUAUCGUAGCAGCCGUUGCCAUGCUGUGCGGAGUGAUGCUCUACAAGGACAAAACAUCAGGCGUUAAAUACCAGCCCCUGACAACAUUUGAGACUUAGUCCGAUGGCAGCCAUCCUUUCACGUAUAGCCUGCAUUAUAGAAAGAAGGAUGGUGGGAAAUAUAGAAGAUUUGAAAGUGGUCUCUGACUUUUACAAUGAAAUGUCUCUUGGGAUCAAUACAAGAAUAUGCAUUAAUCCGUAAACGUACUUAGCGGUAACUCCAAUUAUAACAUGUGUCUUGGCUGACCAAGUCAAAAGUUCUUAAUAGCCACUCGAGCACCAGUAGGAUUGCAAGUGUUCAUAUAUCACAGGAAGCUGCUGAGGGGAGCACAGCUCAUAUUGUCUGGAAUGGAGUGAGUUGAGCGAAUGGUAUUUGAUACCAUUCUACUCAUUUCACUCCAGCCAUUACCAUGGACCUGUGAUCCCCAAUUAAGGUGCCACCAACCUCCUGUAAUAUAUCUAUAUUUACUGUAGCCUAGCCUAUAUGCAUGUGACCCAUAUAGUGCCCUCUAGUGUACAAAUGAGGUGUAAUAUACAAAGACAGAACAGCUAUAAACCACACAACAACUGUAGAGGUUAGGCCCAAAUGUCUCCUCCAACUUGUUUGACCAGUUUAACUCCUGCUUCUUCUUAUGAUCUGUAUUGUGAUGUGGGGAUAGUCAUGUAAUACUGGGAUGUACUCUGAAAUACCGCUGUCACAUUCUGGAAAGCUUUCUAUAUAGGCCAGGGUCUGUUGAACCAGGGAUCAAUUAUAUUUAUUUGUUAUGAUUGUGUUACAUCAAAAUGGGACCCUGGUUAAAAUAAAUGUUUAGUCUAUAUGAUUCUGCUGAGGAAAUAUAGACCUAUAGGCCUAAUGCAAAGAAAUGAUGUAUAGAUUUAUUUUAAAUUAGUGAAUUCCUUGUUGUAUACUCAAUUCAUCUUGACGCUGCCAUGUGUACUGGAAUAAAACUCAACUCUAAAUAAGUUGACACCAGUGGAGGCUGCUGAGGGGAGGACAGCUCAUAAUAAUGUCUGGAACGGAGUGAAUGGAACGGCAUCAAACUCAAGGAAACCAUGGAAACCAUGUGUUUGAUGUAUUUAACACCAUUCCAUCCUAUUCCGCUCCAGCCAUUAUCAGGAGCUUGUCCUCCCCAAUUAAAGUGCCACCAACCUCCUGUGGUUGACACAGUUCAGUGUUGAAUACAAGUGGGUCAUUCUUGGGCUGGGUAAUAUUUCAGUCCCUCUGACUUUUAUAUUAUAUUUCAAGUAUUGCGUCACCAAAAUGAAAUGUUAAAAGAUUUUGUAUAUAAAUUGAAAUAUCCAGUAUAAUGAAUUGAAAUAAAUAUAGCAUUAUAUUUAAUAUUUCUAAUUAAAACAUCUUAUUUUUUAACUGACA
Salmo salar (Atlantic salmon) is the source of this 2883-nucleotide messenger RNA. RefSeq lists its product as uncharacterized. NCBI's taxonomy places the organism in Eukaryota, Metazoa, Chordata, Actinopteri, Salmoniformes, Salmonidae. The record is from RefSeq and is a predicted model, not a curated record.